Messenger RNA from Protopolystoma xenopodis, 339 nucleotides. NCBI's taxonomy places the organism in Eukaryota, Metazoa, Platyhelminthes, Monogenea, Polystomatidea, Polystomatidae. The record is from the annotation of a GenBank genome assembly.
AUGGUCUCGGUCAGGCCUGAAGAUAGCACCAAUUCGUCACUAAGGCCUCUACUUUCGGGCCAGCCGGAUGGGCCUCACAAAGCCGUGACUUGGGACAGAGACCUCGAGACUCUGAUGCCUCUGGAGUUCCGGUUCGACCGCACCCUCAGGCAACUGAUAGAAGAGGAUGGACGGAUAGCCUGUCUGACUGCCAGCGAUGCUGAUGAGGCGGACACAUUGAAUUCUAAGGUAGCUCAAGCGAUAUUCAAUGGGCUUUUGCACGAAAAUUUGCACAUCUUUGCAGCACAAAUUGCCACUAAUUCGACCCAUUCCUUGGUUUGUUUGCAUCUGUUGGCAUGA